CUUUAAUAGAGCAACAGAUUUGCGAGCAUGUGCUUGGUAAGGCAUAUGGUUACAUCAGAGGUAGGGGUCAUGGACCAAAACCAAAUAGAAGGGCUUACUCAAGCGCAUCAAGCUCAACUCAGCAUGUAGUGGAAGAAUUGGCCUCUACAAAGGAGAUUGUUGCUACACAACAAACUCAAAUUGAGGCUCAACAAUCUCAACUUGAAGCUCAACAGAAGAAGAUCGAUUGGCUACAAAGUGUCGUGUCUAACUUAGUUGGCAUUUCACCUCCUAUGGACGGCACUACUGCAACAGGGCUACGUUUCACAACUGAGCGGCCAAUGCCAUCUGACGGAAUAGGUUCGCUGAUGUCUAACACUGUACAAAGGAUGUCAAGUUUUCCAAGAUCAUUUGCAAGUCAUUUGAGGCCAGGAUAUAGACCUACUCCAACUUCUUCUUCUGAUGGAAAUGGUAUGAUCAGUUUGCCUCUGCUUCAAACAAUCAAAAUACUAUGUGAUUUGGCAAAUUUCUUCAUGAUCUUAAUCUUGAUGGUCCAAAUUUGUGAAUCACAGGCUCUCUGGUGUCGGAUGGAGGGUCUAGGUAUUCAUGAUCAGUGCUACCUUCAUUUUAUGUUGGUUAGUUGCCUUUGUCUACCAUCCUUUUCAUUUUUCUACUGACAUACACAAAGCAAUUAUAGAUUUGGUGGAAAACCAGUAGCUAACGGCAAGUUGAUGAUUUUCGAGGAUCCUUUAUAGAUUUCUUGUGUUCUCGGUCGUGGCUGAUUGUAGAUUUUUGUGGUGAAACUUUGGCUGCUGACAUGAUGGUAUUGUGGUU
Triticum aestivum (bread wheat) is the source of this 813-nucleotide messenger RNA. RefSeq lists its product as uncharacterized. The transcript has 3 exons. Lineage: Eukaryota; Viridiplantae; Streptophyta; Magnoliopsida; Poales; Poaceae. The coding region runs from base 273 to 656 and encodes 127 amino acids. The record is from RefSeq and is a predicted model, not a curated record.